This is a messenger RNA of Ananas comosus (pineapple), 2372 nucleotides long. RefSeq names its product ETHYLENE INSENSITIVE 3-like 1 protein. The transcript is spliced from 2 exons. Lineage: Eukaryota; Viridiplantae; Streptophyta; Magnoliopsida; Poales; Bromeliaceae. Gene Ontology annotation, cellular component: nucleus. Gene Ontology annotation, molecular function: DNA-binding transcription factor activity; DNA binding. The record is from RefSeq and is a predicted model, not a curated record. Bases 228 to 2057 code for a protein of 609 amino acids.
AUUUAUCUCUGUUCCUGUUUCCAUUCCAUUCCCCCAUGUCAUAUCCUCUCUCUCUCUCUCUCUCUCUCUCUCGCACACCAUUUUCCUCUGUUUUUUUUCUCCCAGAGCUUCGAAAAGGAGGGAGCUUUAUUAGUGGAGUAGCUCGGAGACCACAACAAAUUUAUAAAAAAGGACAGUAUAUAUCUCUGAUUUUUUGCAUCUGAAUCCCUGAUUAUUUUGUAUUCAUAAUGAUGGGCAGUUUACUGAUGGAAGUCUAUCCGGGACUCCAAAAUGUUGUACAACUGCUGCCGUCCGACAAUGCGAAGAACCUACCUAACGACGGCCUCCGCUGCCCUUCUGCUGGCGAUUGCAUCAUGGGAGAGGGCGAUCUCGUCGACCCUCCCCCUGAGAACUAUGCUGAGGCAGAGGAGAGCGAUGACGACGACGUCGACAUCGAAGAGCUCGAGAGGCGCAUGUGGCACGACCGCCUCCGGCUCAAGCGGUUGAAGGAGCGGCAGCAAGAGCGCGCCAUAGAGCAAGGCGAUGCAGCAGCAGCAGCAGCAGCAGCAGCAGCAGCAGCUUCAGCAGGUUGGUCGAAGCAGCGUGCGUCGCAGGAGCAAGCGCGCCGCAAGAAGAUGUCGCGAGCGCAGGACGGGAUUCUCAAGUACAUGCUGAAGAUGAUGGAGGUGUGCAAUGCGCAAGGCUUCGUCUACGGCAUCAUCCCGGAGAAGGGCAAGCCGGUGAGCGGCGCAUCGGAUAAUCUAAGAGCUUGGUGGAAGGAGAGAGUGCGGUUCGACAGGAACGGGCCUGCAGCAAUCGCCAAGUACCGGGCAGACAACGCCGUCCCUGGAUCGGGCAAUGAGGCGGACGGCAGCGGGCCUGCCAGCCUGCACUCGCUGCUCUCCGCACUGAUGCAGCACUGUGAUCCCCCGCAGCGGCGGUUCCCCCUCGAGAAGGGGAUUGCACCGCCGUGGUGGCCCACCGGCGGGGAGGAGUGGUGGGCACAAUUGGGCAUGCCCAAGGACCAGGCCCUGCCGCCGCCAUACAAGAAGCCGCAUGAUCUGAAGAAGGCGUGGAAGGUCGGCGUCCUGACCGCGGUCAUCAAGCACAUGUCGCCGGAUAUCGAGAAGAUCCGACGGCUCGUCAGACAGUCGAAGUGCCUCCAGGACAAGAUGACCGCCAAGGAGAGCGUGACGUGGCUUGCGGUCGUCAAGCAGGAGGAGGAAUUGUACAUGCAGCUCAACCCAAACGCCUGCCCUCCCACGUCUGCCGAGAGUGGCGUGACGGGCGCCCUAUCGUGUAAUAGCAGCAGCUCCAGCGAGUACGACGUCGAAGGCUUCGAUUAUGGGAGGAGUGAAGAGGAUGAGGGGAAUUUUAAAGACAUAGGCGCGGUAUCGAUGCUGGUGAAGGAAGAGGCUGAUACGGAAUUCAUCCAAAAGAGGAGUGCCGUUGAGAGCGAACCCGCGAUGAGCAAGCGCGUUUACACCUGCGAUAACGUGCAGUGCCCGCACAACAAUUCUCGCUUUGGCUUCUCGGACAGGAACUUGAGGAACAGCCACCAGUAUAUCUGUCUAUACCAAAACAGUCUUCCUCAGGGUAUUGGGGCAUCGUCCAAUUCUCUGCCGAUCUUCGAAAAUAAACCCGCUGUCUUCUCGGCGCCCUAUAAUCCCCAGCCGAAACCGAGUGCGCCAGGAUCAAGAGGAAGUCCGCUCGACAUCACGGAUUACGGCCUUCCUGCUGACGGGCAGAAGUCGAUCGACAAGCUGAUGAAUUUCUACGACAGUAACGUAAAUGCUAACAAUUCCUUUCAACCGAGCAUUCAGAUCAGUAACAACUUCCUUGGGUCGGGAAAUGCGACGGGCAGCGGUGUAUUUGAAGAAGUCGGCAACUUAACGCAGCAGCAGCAGCAGCAGCAGUUCUUCAACUGUGAAGAACUAAACCCGCUAGACCAACUGAACCACUGCGGCGUGAGCUUUAAUAUCUGUGCGGCGGAUUUCCCUAACCCGCUGCAGAUAGGGAUCGGUGAAUCGAUACGCAAGCUCGACGGCGCUAACUGGUUCUACGGAGUAGAAAUUUAGCGAUUUUGAUCGAAGCAAAGUGCGCGUCCUCCCAGUUAGAGUAGAAAAUUUCUAACUUUGGGCUUAGGUGAUCUCCUCUGUGCACUUAAUUUGUACUCUUUUUUUUCCUUUAAUUUCUUUUUCUUCUCCCUUGAUGAGGAUGCAUCUCAUCAACCUUGGUAUAAAAAGUAUAGGGCUUUAGGGUUUGAAGUAGUUGCGCCGGAUCGGUAGGUUGCGUAGUCUGAUCCAUCUACUGUAAUAGUAACUUGGGGUGUUUAAACCAUGUAUGCAGUUUUAUGUAAGCGAAAUAUAUAGUUUCAAUUUUGUUGGAAUCCA